GUCAGUGUUGUGCUAUGGCUGUUUAAUAGUAACACCACGUUCCCUUCCUCUGAUGCAGACGGGGAGGUGCAGACUGAUGAAUGCCCUUUAGAGAAUGAAGACCAGUCUCCACAGAGUGACCUAUCCACUGAAGAGAUUAGACAUACCUCUCCACAGAGUGACCUGUCCACUGAAGAGGUUAGACAUACCUCUCCACAGAGUGACCUGUCCACUGAAGAGGUUAGACAUACCUCUACACAGAGUGACCUGUCCACUGAAGAGGUUAGACAUACCUCUCCACAGAGUGACCUGUCCACUGAACUGGUUAGACAUACCUCUCCACAGAGUGACCUGUCCACUGAAGAGGUUAGACAAACCUCACACUUGCAUACAUUGCUUACUACUGUACAAGUGUUUCAUGCUUUAAAAAAAGUGUACAUUAUUUUCACAUCCAUAGCACAAAUACAAGUCCAACUGUUUGAAUGUUCAACAUAUUCUUUCUGAAAUACUUAUGAUAGGCUCAUGAUAAUAUAAUCAUAUUAAUUGUAUAAUGUACAAUUCAUUUCAGAAGCCAACAGAGGACAUUAUAUCUACUGACACAGAGGAGAGUCCAGAGGGAGAAGAAGGUGUAAAGGAGGACACUGCAGAAGCUGAGAACUCCACAGAGGAACAAGGUGAUAACAAGGAAGACUCUACUAAGACCACAGAGGUACAAGGUGAUAACAAGGAAGACUCUACUAAGACCACAGAGGAACAAGGUGAUAACGAGGAAGACUGUACUAAGACCACAGAGGAACAAGGUGAUAACAAGGAAGACUCUACUAAGACCACAGAGGAACAAGGUGAUAACGAGGAAGACUCUACUAAGACCACAGAGGAACAAGAUGAUAACAAGGAAGAUUCUACUAAGACCACAGAGGAACAAGGUGAUAACAAGGAAGAUUCUACUAAGACCACAGAGGAACAAGGUGAUAACAAGGAAGACUGUACUAAGACCACAGAGGAACAAGGUGAUAACAAGGAAGACUCUACUAAGACCACAGAGGAACAAGGUGAUAACAAGGAAGACUGUACUAAGACCACAGAGGAACAAGGUGAUAACAAGGAAGACUGUACUAAGACCACAGAGGAACAAGGUGAUAACAAGGAAGAUUCUACUAAGACCACAGAGGAACAAGGUGAUAACAAGGAAGACUGUACUAAGACCACAGAGGAACAAGGUGAUAACAAGGAAGACUCUACUAAGACCACAGAGGAACAAGGUGAUAACAAGGAAGACUCUACUAAGACCACAGAGGAACAAGGUGAUAACAAGGAAGAUUCUACUAAGACCACAGAGGAACAAGGUGAUAACAAGGAAGACUCUACUAAGACCACAGAGGAACAAGGUGAUAACAAGGAAGACUCUACUAAGACCACAGAGGAACAAGGUGAUAACAAGGAAGACUCUACUAAGACCACAGAGGAACAAGGUGAUAACAAGGAAGACUCUACUAAGACCACAGAGGAACAAGGUGAUAACAAGGAAGACUCUACUAAGACCACAGAGGAACAAGGUGAUAAGAAGGAAGACUCUACUAAGACCACAGAGGAACAAGGUGAUAACAAGGAAGACUCUACUAAGACCACAGAGGAACAAGGUGAUAACAAGGAAGACUCUACUAAGACCACAGAGGAACAAGGUGAUAACAAGGAAGACUCUACUAAGACCACAGAGGAACAAGGUGAUAACAAGGAAGACUGUACUAAGACCACAGAGGAACAAGGUGAUAACGAGGAAGACUCUACUAAGACCACAGAGGAACAAGGUGAUAACAAGGAAGAUUCUACUAAGACCACAGAGGAACAAGGUGAUAACAAGGAAGACUCUACUAAGACCACAGAGGAACAAGGUGAUAACAAGGAAGACUCUACAGACAGUGUGGUUGGGGAGAUGAGCCUGCAGACCAAGCUACAGGGGAGUCUGGAGAAUCUGGUCCUGGAGGAA
Messenger RNA from Coregonus sp. 'balchen', 1966 nucleotides. The record is from the annotation of a GenBank genome assembly. NCBI's taxonomy places the organism in Eukaryota, Metazoa, Chordata, Actinopteri, Salmoniformes, Salmonidae.